CAUGUGAUUCAGGAUGAGUUGGGCUCUCGGACAGAGUUCCUGCUAGAGAAAUGUUUCAAAAAAGAGACGGAGGAAAUGGAGACGACCAAGAAUGUCAACAGACUCCUCCUGCAGAAUCUGCUGCCCGGACACGUCACAGACUUCUUCAUCGGCAAGGACGUCCCAAACCAGGACUUGUACAGUAAGUCAUGUGAGUGUGUGUGCGUCAUAUUUGCAUCCGUGCCGCAGUUCUACAAAGAGUUUUACAACGAGAGCAGCGUCAACAACAACGGACUGGAGUGUCUUCGCUUCCUGAACGAGAUCAUUUCAGACUUUGACGAGCUCCUUAACAAGCCAAAAUUCAGUGCGGUUGAGAAGAUCAAGACCAUCGGCAGCACCUACAUGGCGGCUGCCGGACUGACCAAUCCUGCGAAAACAGAGGAACAACUAGCCUGUGACAGGUCAUACAGUCACAUCCGCUGCAUGCUGGACUUCGCCAUCGCUCUGAUGGGCAGGCUGGAAAACAUCAACAUGCACUCAUUCAACAGCUUCAAACUGAGGAUCGGGAUAAACCACGGCCUGAUCGCAGGCGUCAUCGGCGCUCACAAACCGCAGUAUGACAUCUGGGGAAACACGGUUAAUGUGGCCAGCAGGAUGGACAGCACUGGAGUCCUGGACAAAAUACAGGUGACGGAGGAAACGGCACAGGUGGCUCAAAUGCUGGGCUAUAGUGUCACUCAGAGAGGAGUGGUCAACGUUAAGGGCAAAGGUCAACUUACUACGUUCUUCAUCGACACAGAGCAAAUGCUGAAGUCCUGAUCACACUGACCACUGCAACGAACGCUUGAAACGUGAAUUUGCGUCAACAAAGCACCGUCAGAUUGAGUUGAAAUAGUGUGAAUGUUAGUGGUGGCCCUACAUGAACUGAUUAGCACUUAGAUUUAACUAAUUCAAGUACUUUUAAAAAUGAAGGAAUAGUAAAGUUAACCAUUUUAUUGUUCUUUUUUGAGUUUUUCUUUUUCUUUUUGAAGCUUACCAUAAUGGUUAAUUUUUUUUAAUUUUUUUUUUAAAUAGUGUAAAGUGUAAAUUCUAUAAAUUUCCAAGGUUUUGAGUUUAGUUUUAUAUUGAAUACAUGUAUUUUCUUUCACUUAUGCACUUAUUUAUUAAUGUUUGUUAUUAUGUAUUUAAACUUUUGUAUGUUUAAUUGAUGUG
Messenger RNA from Megalobrama amblycephala (Wuchang bream), 1191 nucleotides. Its product is annotated as adenylate cyclase type 2. Gene Ontology annotation, biological process: cAMP biosynthetic process; adenylate cyclase-activating G protein-coupled receptor signaling pathway; intracellular signal transduction. Gene Ontology annotation, molecular function: adenylate cyclase activity. Lineage: Eukaryota; Metazoa; Chordata; Actinopteri; Cypriniformes; Xenocyprididae. The record is from RefSeq and is a predicted model, not a curated record.